Molecule: messenger RNA, 921 nt
Organism: Closterium sp. Naga37s-1
Lineage: Eukaryota; Viridiplantae; Streptophyta; Zygnematophyceae; Desmidiales; Closteriaceae
Source: the annotation of a GenBank genome assembly
AUGCGUUACUUCCAUAAGUCCAUGAACAAGUUCCACUGCCCACACAUCAACCUUAACGAGCUCUGGUCGCUGGUUCCCGCUGACGUUAAGGAGAAGGCUAGCGGCGCCGGAUCCGCUCCCGUGCUCGAUGUGACCAAGUUCGGGUUCUUCAAGGUGCUCGGUGCCGGCGAGCUGCCAUCGCAGCCGUUGAUCGUGAAGGCGAAGCUGUUCAGCAAGCUGGCGGAGCGGCGGAUCAAGGAGGCCGGCGGGUACAACCCUUUCUUCUGCCCCCCUUGUUUCUCCCGUUCCACCAACGCGUUGGCGAAUUACCGGGACAGAUUCUCGGACGACGAAUUUGAUCCUGAAUCAGGAGGAGGAGAAAGAGCUGGGGAACUUGGGGAUUGGGACGACAGCAGAAGCUCGGAUGACAUCAGCAUGGGAAUCACAAGGGGCGUCAGCCUGGGUGGCAUUGGUAGCACAAUGGACGAGGAAGAUGACUGGAGGGAGGAAACUGCUGCAUCUCUGCAGGGUUACCGAUACCAGUAUGACAAUACAGGGGAGCAGGAAGAGAACUUUCACAAUAUGCCUGGUGUUUCGGCUCGUGAUGCUGGUGCUGGAGGGGAGGGAGAGGACUUUGAUGAAUUUCAGCAGGGUGCUGGUGGUCAGGCGUCCACGCUGGCAGCACGAGGUGUUGAUGAGAGAGGGGUGAGUAGAGCAGACACGCAGGGCCAUGGCAAGCCGGUUGCAGAACAAUACGAGGACAGUGAUCAGGUAUUCACUCUGGAAGCAGCAGCAGUUGUUGACAACAAAGAACCAGGCAGAUUGGACCAUGACCAGAUGGUUAGACAAAGAAGCGAGAGUGGUGGUAGUGAGCCAGCAUUGCCUGCGCACAUUGACACCUGGAGCCUUCAAGAGAAUCCUCUGAAUGUCUCUGUUGAAUGA